This is a messenger RNA of Callorhinchus milii (elephant shark), 4835 nucleotides long. It is a transcript of the gene ctdp1, whose product is annotated as CTD (carboxy-terminal domain, RNA polymerase II, polypeptide A) phosphatase, subunit 1. The record is from RefSeq and is a predicted model, not a curated record. Gene Ontology annotation, cellular component: nucleus. Lineage: Eukaryota; Metazoa; Chordata; Chondrichthyes; Chimaeriformes; Callorhinchidae. Bases 290 to 3040 code for a protein of 916 amino acids. The transcript has 13 exons. Gene Ontology annotation, molecular function: RNA polymerase II CTD heptapeptide repeat phosphatase activity.
GGCGGCCCCGGGCUCCAGGCCGCUGCGGCUGCUGGAGUGGAGCGUCAAAGUGGGCUCGGCCGUGCAGCUCGGGACGGUGCUCGCUCACUGCCUCCCCGUGGAAUACGACAAGAGCUCGGGCGGCUCUGACCACGAGAAGCCCAGGUCUCCAGCCAAGCCUCGGCCCCUGGAGAAGCGGGUGAAGUCGGACCGGGCCGGGGUAGUGACGGAGCUUUGCUGGCAGCUCGGCCAGGUGGUACCUCCCGGAGGUGUACUUGUCCGACUCGAAGGAUGCAACCAUCCUAUUGUUAUGAAAGGCCUCUGUGCAGAAUGCGGUCAGGACCUGACACAAUUACAGAAGAGGAAUGGAAAGCAACAGAUCCCGUUUUCCACCGCAACGGUGUCUAUGAUUCACAGCGUUCCAGAGCUGAUGGUUAGCUCCGAACAAGCUGAACAGUUGGGUCGGGAAGAUCAACAGUGGCUUCACAAAAACCGAAAAUUAGUAUUAAUGGUGGAUCUGGACCAGACUUUGAUUCACACCACAGAGCAGCACUGUCAACAGAUGUCAAACAAGGGGAUCUUUCACUUCCAGCUGGGGCGGGGAGAGCCCAUGCUGCACACUCGACUACGGCCUCACUGUAAAGAGUUCCUGGAAAAAAUCGCUAAGCUCUACGAGCUGCACGUGUUCACAUUUGGCAGCAGGCUCUACGCGCACACAAUUGCAGGAUUUCUGGAUCCAGAAAAGAAACUUUUCUCCCAUCGAAUUCUUUCAAGGGAUGAAUGUAUUGAUCCUUAUUCUAAAACUGGGAAUCUGAGAAAUCUCUUUCCAUGUGGUGAUUCUAUGGUUUGCAUCAUCGAUGAUCGUGAAGAUGUUUGGAAGUUUGCUCCCAAUCUGAUAACAGUGAAAAAAUACACGUAUUUUCAGGGAACUGGAGAUAUCAACGCCCCACCUGGAUCGAGGGAUUCACAAGUGAAAAAGAGAGUAAACCAUUCAUCAAAGCCCACAGAAGGUUCUGAACAGCCAGCGCCCACCUCUGCAGAAACUGUUAGUGCAAGCAACCGUUGUGCUGAAGAACCUGAGGCUAAAGAGCAGAGCAAUGGUCUCAGGGAGUGUUCCAAGAAGCAGAAUGGCAGCAGUGUUGAUGUGAAUGAAGAAUCGAUUAAAUGUGAUGAAUCUGUAAAAUGUGAAUCUAGUAUAAAUCCUUCUCCUUCACAAGACAGAGUAAAUGAAAGGUUAUCCUCGUGUGAUCCCACCAAUGCUUCUAGCACAAAAACUGUUGUUUCUGAUGCUUCUUCGAAAGUAAACGAAUCCGAACUCUCUUCUGAGUGUAGUAGAAAGACGGCAGAAUGUAAUGUAGAGCAGCCUGACAAAGUUAGUGAAAGUCAGUUGACUGCCACUCAGGUCAGCAGUGAGAUGGACUUUGAUUUGUCGAGUGACAGUGACGGUGAAUCUGUGGAGGCCAAAACAGCUUCUGCUUCACCCUCGCGUACCUCUAGCUCGGAUACCGAGAAGGAACAAAAAUGUUUGAAUGAGAAAAAGUCCAGUAAACAGCCCACGAAAGAGGCCAAUGUCCAAUUGGAAGCAGGACUCAACCAUUUAGAGAAGGAGCAAGUGGACCCUCUGCCUGAGCCAGACUCGCAAGAUAAGAGCACAGACCAAGGACUUGAGGCAGAAGAUGAUCAGGAUUCUCUUGGUGACGUGGGAAAUGGGUGCAACGAUAAGAAAGAGGCAGAAACAGAGUCGCAAAACAGCGAACAGUCUGGAGUAACAAUGGGGGAGUCUUUGGACCAGAGCAUGGAUGUGGAAGAAGAGGAAGAAGAAGACCAAGAUUGUGAUGACCAUUUGGUCUACCUGGAGACUUGCUUAGUCCAAGUGCACACAGAGUAUUAUGCCCAGUAUGAAAAGCAUCUUCGAAACGAGAGACAAGUGCCUGAUCUGCGUAAAAUUGUACCAGAAUUGAAGAGCAAGGCACUUGAAGGCAUAACUAUAAUAUUCAGUGGACUUUAUCCCACAAAUUACCCAAUAGAAAGGACAAGGGAGUGGUAUCAUGCCACUACACUUGGAGCCAAGGUUAACAAAACCUUAUCCUUGAAUCCCAAAGACCCCAAUAGGACAACUCAUUUAAUUGCUGCUCGACCUGGAACGGAAAAAGUUCGGCAGGCACAAGCAUGUAAGCUUCUUCAUGUUGUAAACCCAGAAUGGUUAUGGAGCUGCCUGGAACGCUGGGAGAGAGUUGAUGAGCAGCUCUUCCCACUGAAAGAAGACUAUGUAAAAACACAAAGAUGCAACAGCCCUGCCAGUUUCCCCGAGAUUCAAUGUGGUUUCCAAACACCAUUGUUGCAUCCUACCCCCAUUCACCCCAAGACUCAGCCAGGCCCUGAAGUCCGCAUUUAUGAUCCCAACACAGGAAAGCUAAUCCGAAAGGAUUCUCAGGGAAACAGACAAUCAACAUAUAUCCAACCCCCAGCUCCACCUGUUACGUUACCAGUUCAUGGAGAGCAGUCAUCAUUCAGAGUUGUACAGCCACAUCAGCACCAGAUGUUAGAUGAAGAUGAAUUGCCUAACUCCAGUCAAAGUGAGGAGAAACCUGGUCCAUCACGAGCUGGAAGUAGAAAGCGGCAGCCUAGCAUGUCUGAGACAAUGCCCCUGUAUACACUCUGCAAAGAGGACCUGGAGAGCAUGGACAAAGAGGUGGACGACAUCUUGGGCGAAGACAGUGACAAUGAAAGUGAGAGUGAAAAGGAAGAGAGAAUGGAGGAGAAGGAGCAGCCGCGGCCUAAGCAGGAGGAAAGGCAGCAGCAAGAACAGCAACAGCAGCAUCAGCAAACCCCAGAAACUGGAGCAAGUGAAAAACCAGAGACCGAAAUAGAAGCGCGGCCCAAUUCUUCAUCCAGUGAAGGAAGCUUGACAGGCAGCGUUCCCAGGGGGCACAAACGGAAGCUGGAGGAAGAUGAAGUCGGCAGUGAUUCCAGCAAACUCUCCAGCAAUGAGGACGACAGCAGUUCAGAAGCUGACGAAAUGGCAGCAGCGCUUGAAGCAGAGCUGAAUGAUUUUAUUUGAUGCACAUGUGGGAUAACAAUUUACUUAAUGUAACAGAUCUCAGACUUAACGUAACAUCCUGGAAUGUUGUAAGAUUUGCCAAUCUGUAGAUUCACUAUUGCCAGAAUUAGUAACCUGAUUACAAAUGAACUAAAAGAAUUAUUCUUAUGAGCAUUGUUUUAACAACAGAAUGGGAGUAAAAUUCCCUUUUUUAAACAAAAGUUUUUUCUGGAAUGUAGUAAUAUUACAGUAGAUUGGUGUGCUAUGCCAAAGAAUGAGGAUCGAUAGCUGCAGUGAUCUUACAGGACACUGCACAAAUGCAGAAACUUUGUGAUCUGUUAACAUAAAGUAAAUUCUUCAUUCACCCUUUUAUGAAGGGAUGUUACUGUGGACUCAACCGGGAAAGAUUUUUUUUUGCUCGGGGAGGGGGGUGGGUGCAGGGGAGGGGCUGCAAUGAUUUGAUUAAAUGAAUAGUUUGUUGCAUUUCAUGGUUUUAAAACGUUGUGUUACAGACGAGUUGGGUUCUUCAGAAGAACAUUGUGUAGAUUUAUAUUUGGAACUUCUGUGUAACUGGGAAUCUUAGCAUAGUCUGAUCUCCAGUGAGCUCUUUUUUCAUCCAUUUUCUCUUUCAUGCAGAAAAUAAUGCUCAGAUAUUCCAGUUUAAGGAUUUUAUUUUUUUGUGUUUUGUUUUGCAGGACUGAUGUAAAGUUUUUGUAUAUUCAAUUUCAUACACACUGAAAUUUUCUUUCAUUAAAUAAAGAUUUAAAAAUUAUUUUGUAAAUGUUGUGCAGGUAGAUUUCCUUCCUGGUGCUACGAGGCUGACUUGAUGUACUUCCUUUUUACAAUGUCUAUGAUGCAUUAUUAUUUCCAGGUGUGCUAUGCCACAUUUAGCUCUGACUCUGAGGUUUUCACAUUCUUCUUUAAAUAUCUAUUCUUGCUACUUCUUGCUGCUUCAGGACUGAAAUUCAAUAAGCAUAAACUCCCACAGCCCAGUGCAAGGAAUCAUUUGUAAAUCAGGCUUUCUUGUUGCAAGCAUUCUCACUGUUUACACUGCAGUUUUGCACACUUCUUGCUCUCUUCCAUCGAUUUCACUCAUAUUUCAGAUUUUUUUCACUUUAUUACUGUUCUCAUUAUUUUUGCAAAGUUGGUGUGUUUUUAAACCUGAAGCAUUGAUUGCGUUACAAUUUAAUCAGGUAACCUCUCACUGAGCUUUAUUUAAGUUAAUCGAACCUUAUAUUGGCAGAGAGCCAGAUUCCACUUAGAGAUCAGGAACUAUGGCCGACUACGUCAAGAAACAUUUUAUGCCAAAUGGAUCUUGAUCUUGACUGUAAUUAUCCUACCAAUACUGUCACACUGCUCUAAUUAUACCACUUGGGAACUCAGAGAGUAGUUGUGUUUUCAAAUGUCAAAAAUGUUUAGCAUUUCCAAUUUGGAAUCUAUUCUAUAUUGUUUAUUUACUCUAAUAUAGUCAAUAUUAGUAGCAGUGUAUUUACCUCUAUUUGUUCACUCUGUUUUAUUUUGCAGUCUCAUUAAAGUUGCCCCACAAGCAUGCUAUCUCCAGUUCACGCAAUUUAAUUGUCAGCUAAGAGGAAAAGUGAGCCUUUUAUUUUUUAAUAGACUUGGUUAAACAUGAAAUUGUGGUACACAUUACUUUGGGCUUCAGUAUGUCAAAGGACACAGUCCGCUUGUCAGAUCUCAUUCUAUUGGGUAUCAAUAGUCUUAUCUUGGUAAUAACCAAAUAAAGGAACAAAUUUAUUGUAUAUUGGUAAUGAAUACAAAAUGUCUAAAAUUGCAUAAAUUACAUAACUUCCUUGUC